Molecule: messenger RNA, 651 nt
Organism: Coccomyxa subellipsoidea C-169
Lineage: Eukaryota; Viridiplantae; Chlorophyta; Trebouxiophyceae; Coccomyxaceae
Exons: 5
Coding region: 1-651 (216 amino acids)
Source: RefSeq, a predicted model, not a curated record
AUGGCAGGGGGCUGGGCUGGGGGCGAGGUAGGCCUGCAGCAAUUCGUACAGGAGGCGAAGGAAGAGCAGCAAGGGGCGCCCAAGGCAGGGGCAAAGGCCCCAGCCAAGAAGGCCGCAAAGCCCAGCAAAGCUGCCACUACCUCCCCAAAACAGGUGGCGGACGAGCCAGGCAAAUACCCCAGCAAGGAGUCCAUUGGACCCUUUUCUGGUGUGACGGGCGGGUUUGCUGGCGGCGAGAGGGGAGUGCAACAGUUUGUGGAGAAGGGUGACGUGGAGCUUGCGCCAGAGGGAAAGGGCAGCCGGCAGUUCUCGACGCUGAUCAUAGCGGGGGGCGCGGCGGUGGCGGCUUCGCUGGGGGGACUGCUGCUGGACGACGGUGUUAAGCUGGGGGAGGAAGCCGUGGAGAAGGGGGGAAUCCCGGGUGUCAACUUAUCUACAGCGCCUAUCGACGACAAUACGCGGCUGCUGCUGCAGGUCGCCGUCGGCCUCCUGGGCGUCGUUGGAGUGUCCAUCGGCGUGCGCGCGCUGGUGAAGCAGGUGCAGGAAGGUUCCGGGAAGCUGGCGGAGAAGGUGUUGGACCUGGGCAAAGUGGGUGUCUUCUGGCUUGGAGUGUUCAUCGCCGUCAAAUAUGUGCUGGAGUCCUCAAGCUAG